AUGGCGUAUAACUUGAUCAAGAUCUCUCGAGUCGGCCCCGCAACAGAUUUGGCCGAGCCUCUCAUUGUCCCACUCAAAUUUUUCGAUUUGGUGUGGCUAAAAGACAUUCCCACGAACCGAGUCAACUUUUACGAACUCAUUGAGUCGACUCGCGACUCCUUUUACUCCGUCAUUCUCCCCAAGCUCGAGCGAUCCCUUUCCCUUGUCCUCACACACUUUCUCCUUCUCUCCGGUCAAUUGAACAAAGAGCUCCGUGGCCAGAUUGAGUUACGCGCUCUAGCACCUGAGUUACCAAUUUCCUAUGACUCAACCUCUCUUCUUAUUCUGAAAGUCGCUUUGUUCCCGAACCAAAAGCUUUUGCAUUGGAACCACACUUCACCAUGCGGCCAUGGACGGCACGACUGUCGUGAAAUUUCUAAAUAUCUUGGGCUCACAUCUGUAAACAAAGCAAACGCAAGAAACAUAGAGUUUCCUCCCGCCAAAGAGAUCGAAGAAGACGUCAUCAGGAUCAAGCUCAAGCUGAUUCAGGAGAACGUCAAGAAACAAUCUUUACCUGUCAAGUAG
This is a messenger RNA of Thlaspi arvense, 564 nucleotides long. The record is from the annotation of a GenBank genome assembly. NCBI's taxonomy places the organism in Eukaryota, Viridiplantae, Streptophyta, Magnoliopsida, Brassicales, Brassicaceae.